AUGUCGACGCCUACGACGGCCGUGGCCACGCUUCCCCCGUCUAAUUAUUACGCUCACCACAGUCCGCAUCACCAGUACGCGCACCCGCACUCGAACCACCGGUCCGGCGUCUCCGCAAACUAUCGCUACGUUGCCAACCACAACUCGCCCUCAUCGGCGACGAUAACGACUGCAACGGCCCCGUCAGUUUCCAGCGGCUCCUCGACAAACCCCCAGCCGCUCACGUACACAUAUUCCACUGCUGGCGUAGCUGUUGGUUCUUCGAGGAAUCAACCUGCCCAAUUCAACGGUUACGGCGCACCAGAAAUGGCCGACCCACCAUCCAAGAAGCGUCGACGAUCUCAGGGCCCCGACUGGGACACGUUCUACCAAAAUGGCCUCCCCAAGGAAGUCAUUGUCAUCCCCGAUGACACCCCAGAGCCAGAACAGAACACUACCCGGAAGCUCGCCAACGGCAAUUCGAGUCGGACCAAUGGCCACAUUGAUGUGACGUCUUCUCACUCAAGUGGAACCGCCAAUACAUCGGCCGUACGACAGCCCGCCAAGAAGCGCCGCAAAGAGGACGAGGUCGACAAGACGCAGAGCCAAAAGUAUCGCCUUCAGCACCCUAGCUCCCAUGGCAACACCCCGGCGGGGGCUAGCAUAUCGAGUGAUGGCACAACUUCCGCCCUCAACACCACGGCUGCCACUUCGUUAUCUUCGAACGGAUACCUGGACGACAUGUCGUUACCACAAAAGCGGAAGAGGACGCGGCAGCAGGUCGCCAACGAAGCUAAGCGCAGGGAUACGGAUGUUCUCGGCAGCCGCAUGCUUACCUACAAGCCUCCGGCACAGCCUGUGAAGAAAGCACCUGAUGUACGAGUGCGUGCGGUUCCCGAUACCCGCCUCAAGGGCACCAAGGUCGACGAUGACGACGGCCAUUACAUUAUUGUUCCAGAGGCUCCUCUAACCGACCGAUACUACAUCAAACGGUUACUAGGACAGGGAACCUUUGGCAAAGUCGUCCUCGCGCAUGAUGUCAACCGCAAAAAGGACGUUGCCAUCAAAAUCAUCCGGUCUGUCCAGAAAUACCGCGAUGCUUCCAAGAUCGAGUUGAGGGUUCUUGCGACUCUCAAGGCAAAUGACGACGAGAACCGCAACCGAUGCAUACAUCUCCGAGAUUGCUUCGAUUUUUGUGGGCACAUCUGCAUCGUCAUGGACCUUCUCAGUCAGAGCGUCUUUGACUUUCUCAAAGGCAAUGGAUUUGUUCCGUUCCCCAACAGUCAGAUCCAGAGCUUCGCUCGACAGCUAUUCACUAGCGUUGCCUUCCUCCAUGAUUUGAAUCUGAUCCACACGGAUCUGAAGCCCGAGAACAUCUUGCUUUGUGACGCUCAAUAUCAGACGUUCACAUACAACCGGCGAAUUCCGUCCUCAUCGACAAACAUCAACCGCACGGCUGCACAAAGGCGAGUGCUGCUGGACACAGAGAUUCGACUCAUCGAUUUUGGAUCUGCCACCUUUCAAGACGAGUACCAUUCCUCGGUCGUGUCAACGCGGCAUUACCGUGCCCCGGAGAUCAUUCUCGGCCUGGGCUGGUCAUAUCCUUGCGAUGUCUGGAGCAUCGGAUGCAUCCUAGUCGAGUUCUACACAGGAGACGCCCUGUUCCAGACGCACGACAACCUGGAGCACCUUGCGAUGAUGGAGGCAGUUGUAGGGCGCAAAAUUGAUUCGCACUUGGUACAGCAGGUCAACAAGGGUUCCAGCCGGCACGGCGCUAACAGCGCUGCAAAAUACUUCAAACGCUUGAAGCUGGACUACCCCAAUGCCGAAACAACCCGAGGCUCCCGUCGAUUUGUGAAGGCGAUGAGGAAUCUUGACGAUGUGAUACCCACCACGACGCCAUUUAUGAGGAACUUUAAAGAUCUUCUGCGAAAGAUCUUCGUCUAUGAUCCAAGUCAACGCAUCACGGCCCAUCAAGCCUUGCAGCACGAAUGGUUCAAGGAGAUGGCACACAGCGACGAUGGCACAGAAGCGGCGCGGCUUCGCGUGCAGCGUUUAACUUCACGAGCGCAGAGACUCAACGAAGGGAGGUAUGCAGAGCAACAGACCUGGUAGUUCGCAGGCCAAGUCCAUCAACGACAGGUCAUUGUCACGACCCGAGUACGACAUAGCAUAAAGAUGGAGUUUCUGAUUUCGUUGGUUGGGGGGGAUAUCUGGAUGAGGGUUGCACAUCUGUCAUGUCACCUCGCGGAGUAUAUCGGCUUGUAUAUGCUGUUUGUUCCUAUGUCUACAGUGCGCAGUGGAUUCGGCGUUUCGGUUGAUAGUCACGAUAACUCUUGCUGAGACUCAAGGGGCGCGCACAUUGCGGAAGCAUGAAUGGAAAUGAGCAGGCCAGACACCUUGAUCUGGUUAUGACAACACCCAUGGAAUGCGCAAACAGCCUCCCCAUGAUUGCGUAA
Molecule: messenger RNA, 2438 nt
Organism: Emericellopsis atlantica
Lineage: Eukaryota; Fungi; Ascomycota; Sordariomycetes; Hypocreales; Bionectriaceae
Product: kinase-like domain-containing protein
Exons: 7
Coding region: 1-2094 (697 amino acids)
Biological process (GO): protein phosphorylation
Cellular component (GO): nucleus
Molecular function (GO): protein kinase activity; ATP binding
Source: RefSeq, a predicted model, not a curated record